Brachypodium distachyon (stiff brome) is the source of this 1535-nucleotide messenger RNA. Its product is annotated as dirigent protein 4. NCBI's taxonomy places the organism in Eukaryota, Viridiplantae, Streptophyta, Magnoliopsida, Poales, Poaceae. The coding region runs from base 960 to 1535 and encodes 191 amino acids. The record is from RefSeq and is a predicted model, not a curated record. The transcript has a single exon.
AAUCUUUAUGGGACGGAGGGAGUAGUAGAGUUUCUUAGAAUAAUCUUGUCUCUUCCGUUAGCUACUGCACAUUGAGGAAGCUUAUUCUCAUCUGGUAAACUCUAAUCAUUAUAUGUUGUUUUUUUAAUUGGACUAAACAGAUUUGAUUUUGAUGUUUUACUACCAAGAUGCUGCUUGGCUUGGCUGUCGAUGAUUUGAUUUUCUUGUUUGAUACGAGUGCUGUCUGCCAGUUACCAUUCCUCUGAAAAAUAUCGCUACUGUAAACUCGUGGUCAAGUUUUCGCUGUUAUCGCUUUAGGGGGUCUGAUUAUGCAUUGAAACAUCGAGUUAUCUUGCCAAAUGCCAAGUUGCCAGAUACACUUCACUGUCCUAUCUCAGUCUCCUAGUCCUAGUAUAUAUACAUCUAAUUCAGUCAUCAGAUAUAAUUUAUGUUCCCCGGUGUUUGGUGCUUGUGGUGGCUAAUAAGUUUUCUUUAACUGAAUGGUUAUCCAGCCGGAAAAAAGAUGUUGCUGCCGUAACUAGGAAGAUGUUCCUGUAGUCCAUCGAUCAGCCGCGGCGUCAUUAGUUCCUGCGCAGACUGUACAAAACUGACCCAGAGGAUGCAGGUUUUGAUGCGCAGGAUCAGCUUGCUCUUUCAGGCUAACACAUCUUCUUUUGUAAUGUGAUCGCCAAAUAAACAUCCAAGAAGGCCUUAUAUGGAUACUAAUUAGUAUAUGCGCGGCCAUUAUAUGGACGCUAAAUUGCUAAAGGUAACGGACAAUUUUAGGCGCCUUUGAUUGCAUCUCAUUAUUCUCGGCUAAAGAUAAGGCACAAUUCCAAGAUGCAAAUACUCCAUAACUCAAUUCCAAAACGCAUGCAUUUAGUUCCUUCCCUAUAAGGGAUUGCAGCCCAGAAGCUCCUCCAUAAACUCCACCAACCAAAACAAAAAAAGAUCAGUUCAAAACUAACAACAGAACGAGCAUGAGGACUCCAACAUCCCUGUUGCUGCUGCUCUUCGUCGUCCUCCUCGUCUCCGUCCAACGCGACGACGCCGCCGCCGCCGCCGCCGCCAACGAGGAAUACCAGCCGGGCCCGGAGAAGGUGACGAAGCUCCACUUCUACCUGCACGACACCCUGAGCGGCAAGGACCCGGGCGCCGUCCUGGUGGCGCGCGGCGCCGCGGCGCCGCUCGCGAGGCCCGGGGACCCGACGCCCUUCAGCUCCGUGUACGCCACCGACGACGUGCUCACGGAGGGGCCCCAGAGGGCGUCGAGGGUGGUCGGGAGCGCGCAGGGGCUCUACGUGUCGUCGGGGAGGAAAGGCCUGUCGCUGGUCCUGGGCAUGGACUUCGAGCUCACGGACCACGGCAACGGCUCCUCCUUCGUCGUCUUCUCCCGGAACCCCGUCCUGGCCGGGGACGGCAGGGAGCUCGCCGUCGUGGGCGGCCGCGGCAAGUUCCGGAUGGCGCGCGGGUUCGCGUUGCUGCGGACGCAGUACCUCGACACCGGCAACGGGGACGCCAUCGUCGAGUACAACGUGACUCUCUUCCACCACUGA